AGAAGAAGAGGAGGAGGAGGAAGAAGAAGAAGAGGAGGAGGAAGAGGCGCCAGUCUUGGCUGCUGGAGCCGGGCGGCAGGAUGGGCAGCCGCAUCACUUUCUUCGAGGUUUCAACCUGAAAUCUCCAGGAGUGAGCUGUUAAGGAAUUGGAAACCCUAAUUCAAAGUGGAAAUCCUUGAUUGGAAGACAAAGCAACAACUAUGCUUUUUGGAAAAGGUUGAGCCACGUGCUACAAUAAAUGAUAUUAGACUAAUGUUCCAUAAAAUAUAUCCCCAGUGGUAUCCAGCAAGGCAGUCUAUGAGACUCGAUCCCCAAGGAAAAUCACUGAAGGAUGAAGAAAUGAUCCAGCUGCUCCCUGUUGGCACAACCGCUACGCUCUAUUUUAAAGAUUUGGGGCCCCAACUUGGAUGGACGAUGGUGUUUCUAAUAGAAUAUUCGGGCCCAUUGUUCAUCUAUUUUGUGUUUUAUUUCCGCAUGCCUUUUAUCUAUGGCCUGGAUGACAGGUUUCCCACGAGCCGACAUCCAGUAGUUAACUUGGCAUGUAUCUGCCAUUCUUUCCACUACAUCAAAAGGUUGAUUGAAACAAUAUUUGUUCAUCGGUUCUCCCAUGGGACUAUGCCACUGAGGAAUAUUGUUAAGAACUGUGCGUAUUAUUGGGGAUUUGCUGCCUGGCUUGCUUACUAUAUUAACCACCCUCUUUACACACCACCCUCUUACGGACAAAAACAAGUCAACUUUGCGCUGAUCAUGGUUUUUACCUGUGAAGCUGGAAACUUUUCCAUCCAUGUUGCGCUUAGUAAUCUGAGAAGAGAUGGUAAAAGAUCCAAGACCUGUAAGAUUCCUUACCCAACAAAGAAUCCGUUCACAUGGCUAUUUUAUUUUGUGUCCUGCCCCAACUAUACUUAUGAGCUGGGCACAUGGAUUGGUUUUACUAUCUUGACUCAGUGCGUACCAGUGGGAUUGUUCACCUUGCUCUGUUUCAUUCAGAUGACAGUCUGGGCAAAAGACAAACAUGGCACCUAUAUACGAGAAUUUAAGGAUUACCCUAGCCUUAGAAUGCCCAUCAUUCCUUUCUUACUAUGAAGAACAAGACGUUUUUUUUUGUCUCCCAUCCUGAAUUUUAAGGAAGCAAAGUCAAUGGACCGUACUGAGACACCUGCAGAAAAAGAAGAUACUGUUAUGAAAUGAUAAUGUAAAUGAAAUAUUUGAGUGCAUGCUAAAAUUAUUGUUAUGAGAAGUACCAUGGGUUCAAAGACCACAUAUCUCAGGGUUUUGUGUUUUUGUUUUCAGAAAUUCAGUAUUAAUUCCCUUCCCCGCCCCCCUCCCGGGUUUUCUUCUUGGUAGUGAAGAACGUUUGGAGCUAACUCAGUCUGGUUGGCGAGGCUUCAAAAAAAUUAAGGGAGGAAGUAUGUCAGUUUGCCAUGUCUGGAAAUGCGUCAAAUUGCAUAUUCUGGGAGAUAUGCAAAAAAGAAGUCUCCAGUUGGGAUUGCAUAUAAUAGCCAAGGCACAGACAGUUACAUGGACUAUCUCAAGAAGGCAUUUGCUCUUGCAAAUACUUUUAAAAUGUCAAUAGUAGUGUUAGUGAGAGAGGCUAUUAGAAUGGAGAAAAGCCAGUAUUUUAUGUUAAGGGUAAUAAUUUGAUAACAGUUGGGACCAUACUAUUUCAUUUUCCAGGACUGUGUCACAUGAUUAUCUGUGUUUUUUAGUCUUGGGAAAUUACUUCCAAGGAAAUAUGCACAAGAGUGGGACGUAUGCAGACUUGUUCAGCAGACAGACUGAAGCUGCAUCGUAGUCCUCAGAGAAUAUUCCACGUCUCCCAAAUUGGAAAGAACCGUCUAACUCUCCCAGGUUAUGAUUUUGCCUAUAGUGGUCUGUAUGAUUCAUGAAGGCUCUGGAGAAAUCAUUUGAAGAAAUGGGGACAAUAUUGUCUCAGACUUUAUGUAGGACUUUAGCAACAAAGAUUUAUUUGUCUAGAAACAAUGUACAGAAUUUUUCCACUAUUUGUAAAGAGAAUACGCAAUAAACUCGAGCUUAUAUUUUGAA
Messenger RNA from Anolis sagrei ordinatus, 2043 nucleotides. RefSeq names its product very-long-chain enoyl-CoA reductase-like. Gene Ontology annotation, molecular function: oxidoreductase activity, acting on the CH-CH group of donors. The record is from RefSeq and is a predicted model, not a curated record. Gene Ontology annotation, biological process: very long-chain fatty acid biosynthetic process. Lineage: Eukaryota; Metazoa; Chordata; Lepidosauria; Squamata; Anolidae.